Molecule: messenger RNA, 1231 nt
Organism: Erpetoichthys calabaricus (reedfish)
Lineage: Eukaryota; Metazoa; Chordata; Cladistia; Polypteriformes; Polypteridae
Product: N-acyl-aromatic-L-amino acid amidohydrolase (carboxylate-forming)-like
Exons: 7
Coding region: 259-1221 (320 amino acids)
Molecular function (GO): aminoacylase activity; hydrolase activity, acting on ester bonds
Source: RefSeq, a predicted model, not a curated record
UUUACACUGUUUUUUGUGAUUUGCCCUGUCAAAUGCUGUGACUACAGUGCAAACACUACAAUUCCCAGAAUGCCCCAUCGACGACAGUACUUAUGUAAACGUAGCAGAGGGUGGUGCAAGUUCAGAUUGGGUGUUGAAUUUCUGUGCGUAAAGAUUUACUGGGGGCACCCUGAAAGAUUGGCAAUUGGUCUUUUUCAUUGGCAUCAGCUGUGAUGUUAUGGAGUUAGAGAAGACAAGCAAAGCUGAUGGAUUUCAGGUAUGGGUGACAAACUAACCAAACAGCAGGAGGAGCACAUGGCUUCUUUUGCACCCCUGUCUCGUGUCAUAGUAACUGGAGGCACACACGGAGAUGAGCUGGCAGGGGUUUACUUGGUCCAGAAGGGACUUGUAAAGCAACCGGAAUUCCUUCAGAGGGAAACUUUUACUGCACAGGCGAUCGUGGCCAACCCAGAGGCUUCAAGGAAGUCCUGCCGCUUUGUGGACACCGACCUGAAUCGAUGCUUCACUUUUGAGAGUCUGAGUUCUUCAACUGCGAACAGUUCCUCAUAUGAAAUCCGUCGAGCUAAAGAACUGAAUCAUCUUCUUGGACCAAAGGGUAGCAAUGAAGCUGUGGACUUCAUUUGUGAUCUUCAUACCACAACAGCCAACAUGGGGACCUGCAUCAUUGUUGACUCUGAAAAGGAUUACCUUUCAUGUCAAGCUGCUCAUUACCUGAAGGAGGUGUCCACACAUCCUUGUCAAAUCAUGUUAAUUAAGAGUGGCACACCUACCUUCUCCAUGAUGUCCCUGGCCAAACAUUAUCUAACUUUGGAAAUUGGACCAGCACCCCAUGGUGUGAUCCGAGCUGACAUUUAUAACACCAUGAAGAUGUUGGUGGGCCACCUUCUAGAUUUCAUUGACCGGUUUAAUAAAGGACAAGAAUUCCCAGCUUUCAAUAUGGAUUGCUUUCAGAUAGAGAGAAAGUUUGAUUACCCACGGGAUGAAGAUGGACAACUUACAGCUUGUAUUCAUCCAAAGCUUCAAGACUCUGAUUUCAAACCCCUUUUCCAGGGUGAUCCCAUUUUCCAGUCCUUCGUUUCAGAAGAGAGCAUUUGUUAUGAGGCGCAGGAUCCCAUUUGUCCCAUCUUCAUCAAUGAGGCUUCUUACUAUUCCAAAGGAAUUGCAUUCUGGGGAACCAAAAUUCAGACCUUUGAGAUCACAUCUAUUAAAGUGUCCAUCUAAUCUUUCUUCA